AUGGAAGCCAGAAGGUUUGAACGUCGGUCAACAGAAUUAUUGCCUGGUAUGGAGGGCAAAUAUGUGGCUAGAGGACAAUUUUCUGGAAAGUGUAUAGCUGUACUAACAAGUGGUGGAGAUGCUCAAGGAAUGAAUGCAGCUGUACGUGCUGUUGUACGCAUGGGAAUAUAUUGCGGAUGUCGUGUUUUUUUCAUUAAAGAAGGAUAUCAAGGUCUUGUGGAUGGUGGUUCAAAUAUUGUAGAGGCAUCAUGGGCUGAUGUAUCUGGAAUACUUCAAGCUGGUGGUACUGUUAUUGGAUCGGCUCGAUGCAUAGAUUUUCGGAAUCGGGAAGGGCGCUUGAAGGCUGCUUUAAACUUAGUUAAGAAUGAAAUCACAAACCUAGUUGUUAUUGGCGGUGAUGGUUCCCUAACUGGCGCUGAUUUGUUUCGUAAAGAAUGGUCAGGUCUUCUAGAAGAACUUGUUAAAUCAAAUCAGAUUUCUUCUGAAAACGCUGAACGAUUUGGUCAUUUAAAUAUUGUUGGUUUAGUUGGUAGUAUUGAUAAUGACUUCUGUGGUACAGAUAUGACAAUUGGUGCAGAUUCUGCACUUCAUAGAAUUAUUGAAGCAACUGAUGCUAUCUGUACCACAGCUAGUUCCCAUCAAAGAUGUUUCAUUUUAGAAGUAAUGGGUAGACAUUGUGGUUACUUAGCACUAGUUGCAUCAAUGGCAUGUGAAGCUGAUUGGGUAUUUAUACCCGAAAUGCCACCAGCUGAUGAUUGGCGUGAAAAGCUGUGUCGCAAAUUACGAAUGAAUCGUCAAUUCGGACAACGUGUAAACAUAAUCAUGGUUGCUGAAGGCGCUAUCGAUAAAGACUGUAAACCAAUCACCUGCGAAGAUGUUAAGAAUUUAAUCGUUAAAGAACUUCAAUUCGAUACACGUAUUACAGUACUGGGACAUGUACAACGUGGUGGUUCGCCAUCUGCUUUUGAUCGUAUUCUAGGCAGUCGUAUGGGCGCUGAAGCUGUUUUAGCUCUUAUGGAUGCUGAUCGUAAUCGUGAACUACCAGCUUGUGUUAUAAGUUUAGACGGAAAUCAAACAGUACGAGUACCACUUGUACGAUGCGUUGAGCGAACACGUAAAGUUGCUGAAGCAAUGAAAAAUUUUGAUUUUGACCAAGCUGUUCAACUGCGUGGAUCGAGUUUCAUGAAUAACUUAUCAACUUAUCUAAAGCUUUCUAAAAUUGAACGACCACGUCAAAGUACCAUGAAUAACCUAAAAAUUGGUAUUGUCAAUGUCGGUGCACCAGCCUGUGGUGUAAAUGCUGUGAUGAGAGGAUUUGCUCGUUUGGGUAUCACUAAAGGUUAUACUAUACUUGGUAUACAUGAAGGAUUUUCUGGUUUGGUCAAUGGUGUAGUAACUGAAAUACAAUGGUGUGAUGUACGUGGAUGGGUCGCUCUCGGUGGUUCUGCUCUAGGAACACGCAGAGAUACACCAAAUUCUUUAGGCAUUGAUAAAGUUGCCAGUAGAUUUAAACAAUAUAAUCUAAGUGGUUUACUUGUUAUCGGCGGUUUUGAGGCAUAUGAAUGCAUGAUACAGUUAGCUGAAGGACGUGAUAAACAUCCAGAACUGUGUAUACCUAUAGCUAUGGUACCAGCUACAAUAUCUAACAAUGUACCGGGUACUGAUUUCUCUUUAGGCUGUGAUACAGCCUUGAAUGAAAUAUGUUCAAUUUUAGAUAAAAUUAAACAAAGCGCUUUAGGUACAAAACGUCGUGUAUUUGUUGUCGAGACAAUGGGUGGUUAUUGUGGUUAUUUAGCUACAAUGAGCGCCUUAGCUGGUGGCGCUGAUGCUGCUUAUAUCUAUGAAGAACCAUUUACAAUUGAUGAUUUACGCGAAGAUGUUGUACAUUUACGUGCUAAAAUAGCCGAUAAUGUUCAGCGUGGGUUAGUCCUAAGAGCUGAAUAUGCUAAUAAAAAUUAUACAAGUGAAUUUAUUCAUCAAUUAUAUGCAGAAGAAGGCAAAGGUAUAUUUGACUGUCGUUGUAACAUAUUAGGUCAUAUGCAGCAAGGCAAUAGUCCAAGUCCAUUUGAUCGAAACCUUGGGACUAAAUUCGCUUCGAAAGCAAUUGACUGGUUAAAUGAUCAAAUUAAUGCAAAUAUACGUUCAGAUGGUACUGUUUAUACUCCUGGGCAUUUAUGUUGUACUCUAAUUGGUAUAGUACGUCGACAGACAACAUACUCAAAUAUUAUGGAAUUGAAAGAUCACACAGAUUUCAAACAUCGUUUACCUAGAGAAGAGUGGUGGCUUAGUCUUCGUCCACUAAUGCGUAUUAUGGCUAAACACGAUAGUCUUUAUGAGUCAGAAAGUAUUAUGGCUGGUACUGAUAGAAAAGUUACAGAAUAAUAAAUUUUUAUUAGUUGAUUGCUUGUUUAAGCUUACGUUUCAACCUUUCUCCCCUGAUGAGAUACUACUACUAUUGUAAUUGUUGUUAUUAUUAUUUCUGAUGAUGCCAACAGAUAAUGAUGAUCCUAUGAUUAUGAUUAUUCUUUAAUUCUAUUCGCCUACCAUAAUAUUGAGUUAGAUAGAUCAUGUAUUUUCAAAAGUAAUCAGCAUAGAGCGAGUACUUUAGCACUUUACUGUCUGUUUAUUUGGUUUUCGACGAAGAAAAUUAACUUCUCUCCGUAUCUAUUUAUUUGAUAAUCUCUCUACUUAUUUUUACGAUCAGUAUAAUUUUCCUUGCCUUUUUUUAACGUGAAUAUCGAACGGAAGAUUCAAAUAUAACUAAAAUAUAAUUAUUUCUUAUUAGAUUUUCAGUAUAAAUGUUUGAUUAUGAUUGAGAACACAACGUAUUUUAUUCUUGAUGAUUAUUCUCUAACUGGUAGGUUUAGUUAGCCUUCAACUUCACGUUGCUUCAUCCUGUUGUCAUGAUAUUUACCCCUUUACUUAGUAUACUGUUUAUGUAGUAGACAUGCCUACAUGUAGAUGUUUGCUUCAAAUGUCUUUCCUCUUUGACAUGUUAUUAUUUUCAUUAUUAAACGAGCUGUUAAAUAGUGUUUCUAUUACUAUUAUUCAUUUCAUCCUUACUCCUUUAAAUUCUAAUAAUAUUACCAUUUAUUACAGUUGAAAACAAUCAUUCAGAAAAUCA
Messenger RNA from Trichobilharzia szidati, 3124 nucleotides. NCBI's taxonomy places the organism in Eukaryota, Metazoa, Platyhelminthes, Trematoda, Strigeidida, Schistosomatidae. The record is from the annotation of a GenBank genome assembly.